Molecule: messenger RNA, 2223 nt
Organism: Adineta ricciae
Lineage: Eukaryota; Metazoa; Rotifera; Eurotatoria; Adinetida; Adinetidae
Source: the annotation of a GenBank genome assembly
AUGCAGGCCAAAUUUCUAUUCUUUGUUGUUGCUGCCUUUUGGAUAGUAUCUGCCGUUGCUGGACAGAUCAAUAUUUGUUCUUCGAAUCCAUGCAUGAAUAACGCACAAUGCAUCGCACUGAAUGGAAAUACUGAUUUCUAUUGUAUAUGUCCUUCUAAUCUUCCAGUAGGUGGGAAGAGAUGCGAUCAACUAGUUUUUCCAACAACAACGACACCAACUGCUACAAUGACCCCUUCGCCAUGUGCGCCGAAUCCAUGCAUGAAUAAUGGCAUUUGCACGGUUUCACAAUUCUCGAACUCGUACACAUGUUCGUGUACUUCGUAUUACUAUGGAACACAAUGUGAACACGUGAAUCGAUGUUUGUAUCAACCACAAGUUUGUCGUAAUGGUGGCACAUGCAUCCACGGUAUUAACGGAGCGUUUCAGUGCCAAUGUCCACCAUCAUAUACUGGAAUAUAUUGUGAAAAUUUUGGUUCAGUAUCAACAAUUUGCACAUCAAAUCCUUGUAAAAACGGUGCAACGUGUAUUUCCUAUAAUAAUAAUGCCAAUUAUUAUUGCCAAUGCCCAUUGGAAUACACCGGAUCGACAUGCACAACACCAACUACAGUUUGCCCAGUUGAUUAUUGUAAAAACAAUGGUCAAUGUACAUUUGAUUAUACAUUGAAUCGAUUGAGAUGUGCUUGUCCUGGAACAUUUUCUGGUCAAUAUUGUGAAAUUCCCAUUGGUCAGUCAAACGCAUGCGCAAGUAUGCCUUGUUAUAAUAACGGUAGUUGUACACCGGCUGGUGCAUCAUUUUUAUGCCAUUGUAAACCACCAUACAGCGGUAAUCAAUGUCAACUGUCCACGUCAAUAACACCUUGCUCAUCAUCACCGUGUCAAAAUGGUGGUGUUUGUACGAGUAUUGGCAAUAGUUUUCAAUGUGACUGCCCAUUCGGAUUUCAAGGCCCAACAUGUGCGACAGUUGUGAGCGGUAACUGUUUUGCUGUUCCAUGUUUAAAUGGUGGAAAAUGUGUUUCGGCUGGAGCAUCUCUUCUAUGUUCCUGUCUACCUGGCUAUACAGGAGCGAGAUGUGAACAGCAAACAUCAUCGAAUACACUGUGUGAAAUGAAUCCCGGUUUUUGCAAACAAGGAGGCACAUGUGUUUCAAAUUCAACUCAUAUUCGAUGUAUCUGUCCACCGGGAACCGAAGGACAAACUUGUGAAAAAACGUCUUCAUCUCCUUGUGGCUUUAAUGAUCCUUGUUUGAAUGGAGGAAGUUGCUAUUCUAAUGGUGUAACGCAAGUUUGCUACUGUCCAUCGCCGUACACCGGAAGACGGUGUGAAACGAAUACGAAUGUAAUUGCACCUAACGGAUGUAGUUCUAACCCAAAUUAUUGCAAAAACGGCGGAACAUGCAUCUUACUGAAUAGUGCUCCGUUUUGUUAUUGUCCACCUCCGUAUACGGGAGCAACUUGUGAACAAUCGAAUUCAGGUGGAGGCAAUGGUAUUUGCAGUGCCGUUCCAAAUAUAUGCAAGAAUGGCGGAACGUGCCUACCUGUAGCAGUCGAUGCAUUCACUUGCAACUGUAUGCCAGGAUACACGGGCUUAAGUUGUGAAACUACAACAACAGCUAACAGUUGUUUUAAUAAUCCGGCAAUGUGUUUGAAUGGUGGCGCUUGUACUUUGUCCGGAGGUUCGUACAAAUGUGCCUGUGCAUAUGGUUACACUGGUCAAUUUUGUGAAACAUCUUUAUCUUCAUGUAAUUCGAUGACAUGUUCGAAUGGAGGCACAUGUGUAACAAUAUCAAAUGGGCCCGGUUGGGCGUGCUUUUGUCGAGAAGGUUUUACAGGUGAUCGAUGUCAAAAUCAGCUGAGUGCUAGUCAAUGUGCAUCGCAACCUUGCCUCAAUGGGGGUAGAUGUGUUCAAGGAGCACUGACAUACACUUGUCAGUGCUCAUAUCCAUAUGUAGGAGAUCGGUGUCAAUCAACGACUGGUACUAACUAUUUGUCAUGUUCUACUAAUCCAUGUUUGAAUGCUGGUACAUGCACAAACGUUGGCAACGGCGGAUUCAGUUGUUCAUGUCCUCCUGGUUUUACUGGGAGAACAUGCGAAACAGACAUUCGACCAUCAUCGUGCACAAUUAAUUGUUCACCGGGCUAUUGUUUUUCCAAUCCUGCUAGUCAACCACCAUACGCUUGCUACUGUCCCGAUCAAAGUGUUCAAUUAAGUUCUUGCAUGGCUUAA